This is a messenger RNA of Pseudo-nitzschia multistriata, 1316 nucleotides long. NCBI's taxonomy places the organism in Eukaryota, Bacillariophyta, Bacillariophyceae, Bacillariales, Bacillariaceae. The record is from the annotation of a GenBank genome assembly.
CACUCCAAAUGACGAGUGAAAGUGGAAACGGUGACAAAGGUGCUCGAUAGGACACAUAGAUCGUCGGGAUUUGGAUCUGUGAAAUUCUGUUACCGCAGAACAUUAAAAUUAUUAAUUUACAAUCAUGUCAUCGGUUGGGUUCUUUCCGAACCUUUCCGAAGAACUUCUAUUGAAAGUCGCUAGUUAUCUUCCGCCGCGAGACCUUCUUCGGUUUCAGUGCGUGUCGAAAGAUCUUUCAAAUCUAGACACGGAUUCGAUCUGGGAAUGGCACUGCGAAGAGCGGUGGAAACCGUGGCCACGAUACCGACUCACGGACCAAAAACGGGUCGAGCUGAACUCUGGGGGCACUGAAACCUUCGGCAUGACCUGGAAACGGAGGUAUAUGUUCAUCGAGAAAGAUGCAACCAGAACCACGCUUGUGUCGCGAGAUCUACAAAACCUGAAAUGGUACCUGAGCUUCGUCUUGUCGGGCAUACGGGGCGAGGGCCGGUCCGACCACCUACCCAUCGAGUUUGCCUUUGGCGAGGUUUUGCUCGUGCCGGGAUAUCCCCCGCUCUCGUACCAGAUUGUGAACAAAACACCGCCGUCGAAUGGUGAUCGCAUCCGAAAGAACCUGAGGGGCGAUCAACCGUUCUCUAGGAAGCAAUACCUCAAGAUCAGCAACUUCCCCCCGCAUCUCAUUUCCCGAAAGAAGUCCGAUGCCGAGUGGCUGAUUGGGAACGAGAAUGUUAUCAUGGUAAGCCGCGGCGAGUUAUGAUGCGCUGCUACACCCUCUCAAAAACCCAUGCCUAAGGAAAGAAUGCCAAGUACAUUACAACAAGAUUUGGCGAGACAUUUCGAUUUUUUUUAGGGUGCUGUGUUUUGGAACAUCAUCACCACGUCAACACAUUACAUACAGUCUACAAGCAUGAAUGCCUCACUUUUUAAUCCCAUCGACCCAUUAAAAAGGCACUUGCACUAUGUUUUUUGGUUCGAGUAAAACAAUCACUACAAAGGACAUCGCACUUUUCGUCGUAUUAUUUGAUUGCGAUAGGCGUCCGCUGCUCCACCCAGCCGACUGUCCGGAACCUGAUAUUCAUCUAGGAACGUCGUUGAGAAAUGAUGUUUUGCUCUUCUCUUUUUUUCACUUCCCAUGUCAUUGCGGCAUUACGUUCGAAAUUGUAUCGUAUUUUUAGAAGUCUACUUUUUUGCGGCAUCAUUUACUAGAUGCGUUGUGUCGAUUCGUGCUUGACAAUAGUAUAUGCUGUUAGUUCUUUGUCCGAAGAAAACACGAAUGUCAUUCCAACUUCACCAUGGAAUAAUGUCAGCGUGACAGU